Molecule: messenger RNA, 978 nt
Organism: Phytomonas sp. Hart1
Lineage: Eukaryota; Euglenozoa; Kinetoplastea; Trypanosomatida; Trypanosomatidae
Source: the annotation of a GenBank genome assembly
AUGGAUGAUAAACAAUUUAACAUCAGGCGUCUCCAGAGCCUAUUUCCACAACUAUCCACUGCACAAGCAUGUGAUAUCCUUGAAAGGCACAACUGGAACUUAGAGUCUACACUGAAGGAGGCUGAAAGCUCUACUGUCAAAGUUUCUAAUUUAUGUACUAACACUGAAAAUAAUCCCGUACGUGGUAGUGAACACGGAUCUGCCCAACAAAAAGAUACGUCACAUACAAACGCGACGAUUCCAGGUGGUCGUGGUGACAUUGAAAAAGUUUUGGAGGGCCUUUUCACCCAAGCAAGUCAGGGAGGUAUCGAUAAAAAUUCUGGGAUUGAGCCGCAGAAUGCUUUCUACGGUCGUGGUAGACGUCUUGGCCACACGGAACACCCUAGCCCCUAUAUUGCCUCCACAUUGAGACAACAGCGUGACGUUUCUAUUACCCUUUAUCGCAAUGGUAUCUCCAUGGAUAAUGGGAUGUUCAUAGCUAUGGACAGUCCUGAAGGGAAGGAAUUCUUGGAGACAAUGCACCAAGGCUAUAUUCCUUCGUCGUUGGCAUCCCAAUAUCCGGAUUGUGAGCUUAAUGUCACUUUGCUGGACCGCCUUGAGUUGGAUUACAAACCAGUUUCGUACACUGCUUUCAAAGGUGAAGGUCAUUGCCUUAGAGCAAAAGAAGGGGCUUCUUCCACAGCUGGAGGGGAAUUCAGGUUUGAUGCUUCUAGAAGCUUUCACUUCGAGCCUAGCGAGGACACUUCAUUUAUUUGUAUGCUCAAUACACAGGGGGAACGUCGAGAGUUCAAGGUUAACCCAUUUCGACACACGGUAGAGGAUGUUUACCACUUAGCGCAUGGUCUUCAGCCUGAUUUGGAACGCUUUUCAUUAGUUGUUCGAAGCAUACCACCGUAUAAUCUCGAAAACUCGAUGCGCUCACAAACAAUUCAGGAGGCCAAGCUGAGUCGGGCGGUUAUCACAAUAAGACCUUUCUAA